GAUCCCCGCCUUCUCUUCACCUUCUCCCGGACCCGAGCUCCCCUGCAUUCGCACUUUCGCAGCUCUUGAGAGCCCAGAAACGAACCUUUCUUGACCUCCAUGGCCGCGCGAUCCUGGAGCCAUUUCUCCUGCUGCGUCGGCGGCAGCGCUGUGGCGGACGACAACGACGACGACCGCGCGGCGUCACGGCGACGAGUCGGCCGGAAGGUCAGCCCGAGGUCGUCAUCAUCGUCCUCGAGGAUGUCGCUCAGCAGCCUCAGCUCGUCGGGGACGCUCUCGCCGGAGGACCUGUCUCUCACGCUGUCCGGCUCCAACCUGCACGCCUUCACCUACGCCGAGCUCCGCGCCGCGACGGGGACCUUCUCGCGCGCCAACUACCUCGGCAGCGGCGGGUUCGGCCCCGUCUACAAGGGCGUCGUCGGCGACAGCCUCCGACCCGGGCUCGCCGCGCAGGCUGUCGCCGUCAAGUACCUCGACCUGGACUGCGGCACGCAGGGACACAAGGAGUGGCUGGCCGAAGUUUUCUUUCUUGGGCAACUGAGGCAUAAGAACCUGGUGAAGCUCAUCGGGUACUGCUACGAGGACCAGCACCGGAUGCUGGUGUACGAGCUCAUGAGCGCCGGGAGCCUGGAGAACCACCUCUUCAAAAGUACUAAUGGCUCUCUCCCGUGGAUGACGAGGAUGAAGAUCGCUGUCGGGGCAGCCAAGGGCCUCGCCUUUCUCCACGAUGCCGACACCCCGGUGAUCUACCGUGAUUUCAAGGCUUCCAACAUUUUGCUCGACUCGGAUUACAACACCAAGUUGUCCGACUUUGGGCUCGCCAAGGAUGGGCCUCAGGGUGAUGAGACACACGUGACGACGCGUGUCAUGGGGACACAUGGCUAUGCAGCGCCAGAGUACAUCAUGACAGGCCACUUGACCGCCAAGAGUGAUGUAUAUAGCUUUGGUGUAGUGCUCCUAGAGCUUCUUUCCGGGUUGCAAUCAGUUGACCGCGCGCGGCGGCCGAGGGAGCAGAACCUAGUGGAAUGGGCUCGGCCGUACCUCAAGCACCCUGACAAGUUGUACAAGAUUAUGGACCUAGCAUUCGAGUGCCAAUAUUCAUGCAAAGGUGCCGAGGUGGCAGCGCUGGUGGCGUACAAGUGUCUUAGCCAGAACCCUAAAUCUAGGCCCACUAUGAAGGAGGUGGUCAAGGCCCUUGAGCCCGUGCUUGACAUGGAAGACUUCUUUCCUGGGGGCCAUUUUGUGUUCACAAUUAUUGUGGAGGAGGACAAGGUGGUGGACAUGACGGUGGAGGUCGAGGAGAAGGAACUACACCAUCGCCAAAACUGUGAAGACAGGCACCGGCAGAAGUACCCUAACUCGGUGAUCCAUACCGGCAUUGUGCUCCACGGAAGUGAUGGUCUAAUUACAGGGUUGAACGGUGCGCAUCGGCGGCAACAAAGGUCGCCGAGCUACCGCCGUGAGAGGGGUGUUUAGGACUACGAUAGGGAAGUGGGUAGGAUAAAAUGGUAUGUAUAUCCAUACUAUGAUGUGACACAAUGUCACAUCAGUUUGUUUUAGAUUAGAGGAUGUAAUUCUUUUUUUCUUGGUAGUGACAAUCGGUGUUAGGUAAUAUAGGGAUGCAAAAGUCCGGUA
Lolium rigidum is the source of this 1635-nucleotide messenger RNA. Its product is annotated as serine/threonine-protein kinase RIPK-like. The record is from RefSeq and is a predicted model, not a curated record. The transcript has 4 exons. Bases 100 to 1476 code for a protein of 458 amino acids. Lineage: Eukaryota; Viridiplantae; Streptophyta; Magnoliopsida; Poales; Poaceae. Gene Ontology annotation, biological process: protein phosphorylation. Gene Ontology annotation, molecular function: ATP binding; protein kinase activity.